Molecule: messenger RNA, 1277 nt
Organism: Manihot esculenta (cassava)
Lineage: Eukaryota; Viridiplantae; Streptophyta; Magnoliopsida; Malpighiales; Euphorbiaceae
Product: protein LITTLE ZIPPER 1
Exons: 2
Coding region: 228-551 (107 amino acids)
Source: RefSeq, a predicted model, not a curated record
CCUCAUAGAUCAAUAGGGGAUUGCUUCCCUUGGCAAUCAUGAGUCCAACUGCCAUCAUUACCAUAGAGGAAACAUAAAUCUCUCUCUCUCUCAGCACACACCCACCAGCUUCCACCACAUGGCUAAUAACACAAGCCGCACCAAUAUUUAAAGCAACUCUCAUUUCCGACUCUCCAUUCGUUCGCUCAUCUCAACUCUUGUAGAACAAACAAAACAUCCUGAGAAAAAUGUGCACAAACAGAGUAGACGAGUUCCCAUCUCCUCCUUCAUUUCCUGCCAAGAGAAAGAUACCAUCAAAGAAACCCAAGGUUCAAGUUCUUGGAUUUUCCAGCAGGAGAAGAUGGGAAGAAGAUGAGGGCAAGGAUAUGGAAUUAAAGAACUUGAAGCUGUAUUUGGAGAAUCAAAGUAUUGUUGAAGAGAAUGAGAAGCUGAGGAAGAAAGCUAAUCUUCUUCACCAAGAAAACUUGGCUUUAAUAUCUGAAUUUCAAAAGAAAUUCCCUCAUUUCGAUCGCUUCUCUUCCACUCCUCUUCUUUUGCACAACAAACAAUAAUAUUUGUGAGAGAAAUAUAUUGGGGAACUUUUUAAUUUCUUUCUUUUUUUUGUUCUUGUUUCUAUAUAAUAGCCAGUAUGUUAAUAAGAUGUAAUGGUAAAUGAGAUGAUGACGAUGAUGAAGUAUUGUAUACCAACUAAAUGUCUCUCUUUAUUUUAAUUUUGGAAGUUGAUAUAUCAACUAAAAGCUUUAAUGAUUCUCAAAUUUCCUUACUUUUGAAGCCUGGAAAGCCCAUCAAGCCUAGCGCUUCACCGUUUGCAUUGGACCAGGUCCGUCAGCUUUCUUAACAGGGUAUCAGAAUCCAGUGGCCCGUCAGCUUUGGCUUCUUGUAGUUGCUUUUUGUGCUCGUGGUUUUUGCUUGAAAACUCUCACUGAGACGCCUAUGUUUCAGAGAGCUCUUGGUUUUUUGGAUGCGUGCAAGAUCUUAGUUUCGAUCUUCAAUCUAGAGGGAAGAGCAUGGAAGUUGUUUGAGACAUGGCUCCUUUUCCCGUUCGCUGAAAUUGUGUUCUCUAGCCCUUAAAAUUUAUACGAAUUAAUACCUCUAACGUUCUCUCCCAAGCCACAAGUUCACGACCAGCGGUUUCAACGAUUAGCAGGAACUUCCACGAAAUGGCAGGCUCUUCAACACAAGCAUGGAGCAGCCACGCCCAUCAGGAAACGACCUGUAGCUUUUCUAGGCAUAAAUCAAAAGAGCUUCUAGCACUGAUUUUUAGUUUUACUUCCCAA